Messenger RNA from Haemorhous mexicanus (house finch), 926 nucleotides. RefSeq names its product neurexophilin-4-like. The annotation marks the transcript as partial. Lineage: Eukaryota; Metazoa; Chordata; Aves; Passeriformes; Fringillidae. Gene Ontology annotation, molecular function: signaling receptor binding. The transcript has 2 exons. The record is from RefSeq and is a predicted model, not a curated record.
GUCAUCCCGAGCAGCCGAGCACCUGCCAGCUCAGGGUGACAGUGAUUGACGAGGCCGGGGCUGCCGGAGCAGCUGGCAGGGCAGGAGGGCACUGCGGGCACCCCGGGAGGAUGAGGGAUGGGGGCACGGGGGGCGCGGUGGGCAGGGGGACGGUGUGUGCUGGCGGCCACAUCUCCAAAACCUUGGGCUACCUGGAGAUGGGCACCUCGGGCCUCCUCAAGCACGUCCCCUACGGCACCCUGAAGCCCCCGGCGCUCGACCCCGGGCGCCUGAUCCCGGCAGAGCCUCCCAGGGGGGGCGCGGGGACCCCUGCGGGCACCGCCCGCAGCCCCUGGCACUGGCAGAAGAACCAGACGGCCGGGGAGCCGCCGAGCCCCCGCGCCCACCGCAAGCCCACCCUCAAAUCGAGCCGCACCAAGAAGAUUUUCGGCUGGGGCGACUUCUACUUCAACAUCAAAACGCUCAAAUUCAGCCUCCUGGUGACGGGCAAAAUCGUCGACCACAUCAACGGCACCUUCAGCGUCUACUUCCGACACAACUCCUCCAGCCUGGGCAACGUCUCCGUCAGCAUCGUGCCGCCCUCCAAGGCGGUGGGCUUCGAGGUGUUGGUGCCAGGCCUCCCAGCUCUGCCACGGCCGCCUCCCCCUCCCCAGCAGAGCACCCUGCCCGAGGGGCGCCCGGCCAAGGCGCUCAACUGCCACGUGGAGUACGAGAAGACGAACCGGGCGCGGAAGAACAAGCCGUGCCUCUACGACCCGUCCAAGGUUUGCUUCACGGAGCACACGCAGAGCCACGCGGCCUGGCUCUGCGCCAAGCCCUUCAAGGUCAUCUGCAUCUUCAUCUCCUUCCUCAGCAUCGACUACAAGCUGGUGCAGAAGGUCUGUCCCGACUACAACUUCCAGCAAGACAACCCCUACUUCGGCUGA